Xenia sp. Carnegie-2017 is the source of this 843-nucleotide messenger RNA. RefSeq names its product protein SYS1 homolog. Gene Ontology annotation, cellular component: trans-Golgi network; Golgi membrane. Bases 41 to 517 code for a protein of 158 amino acids. Gene Ontology annotation, biological process: Golgi to plasma membrane protein transport; Golgi to endosome transport; protein localization to Golgi apparatus. The record is from RefSeq and is a predicted model, not a curated record. Lineage: Eukaryota; Metazoa; Cnidaria; Anthozoa; Malacalcyonacea; Xeniidae. The transcript has 4 exons.
UGCGCAUGUCGACACAUUGUGCGAAUCGGAUCUUAUCAAGAUGGCUGCUCAGUUUCGUACAAAUUUGUGGGAUCCAGUUUUGAUUAUCAGUCAAAUUAUUGCCUCACAGUGUACUUAUUAUGUUGGUCUUGGAGUAUGGAUAUUGAUUUUUGAUUUCUGGAUGGGAUCCGUUCAUUCUUUGUAUCAGAUAUUUUCUGACAAGGCUGUCGAUUAUUCUUCUACUUCAGGAAGACUUGGUUCUAUUGCAUUUAUCCUCAAUUCUCUGUGGAGUGCUUUUGGUCUUUGGUACAUUGUUGGUCGUGCAAAGCAGUGUUUAGACUUUGCUGGCACAACACUAUUGAUUCAUUUCAUAUUUUGUACCUUAUAUCUUCAUCAUAUUCCUGGUAAAUGGACUUGGUGGAUAGUCAACAUUGUCUGUCUAGCAAUUACAUCUGUCUUAGCAGAGUUUUUAUGUAUGAGGACAGAAAUGAAAGCCAUUCCAAUAACCACUACGUCAGGUGGAAAGUCCAAUAUUUGAUUGUCUUUCAAUUAUAUGUGAAUUGUGAAGUUGGAAAGUCAAUGUAAUUUGUAAAUAAUGAAUUUAAGCAUUUCUAUCUAUUGGUAAAUGGAAAAAUAAAUUUAUUUGGUAAAAUUUUUACUUCAUGCUGGCUAAAAUAGAUUUUGAUAAUGUACAGUUUUAUUGGUAAAAUGUAUUUAUAGAGAGAUUGUAAAUAUAGUUCUAUGCAAUGUUGAUGUACAUAAACAGUAUACUGGAUGAAAAUGGUAAAGAAAAAAGCUACACCUUUAUUAAAAAAUAAAAAGUUUAUUUUGAAUAAAUGACCUUGGAGUCAACAUGACUAAUAA